Molecule: messenger RNA, 774 nt
Organism: Monoraphidium neglectum
Lineage: Eukaryota; Viridiplantae; Chlorophyta; Chlorophyceae; Sphaeropleales; Selenastraceae
Exons: 2
Coding region: 1-774 (257 amino acids)
Source: RefSeq, a predicted model, not a curated record
AUGGCGCCCGCUGCGCUCCAGAAGUCCAAGAGGCAGUCGGUCGUGGGUGUCGCGCCGUGGUGGUCGUCCCCGGCCAUAUACCUCACAGUCGGCAUCCUGCUGGGCGUUUUGGGCAGCCGCCUGAUUGUGACAGUACAUGUCCUCAACGACCACCCGCCAGGGGCAGCCUCACGCCCCAACAGAGGCAAGGGGGCGCCUGUGAUACUUGGGAGAGGCCCCGGCGGCAGCGGCAGCGGCGGCGGCGGCGGCGCAGCGGACGACGUGUUGGCAGGGAUACCAAGCAUUGGCGCAGGCGCGGAUGCGCGCGGCGGCAGCGGCGUUUCGACCGGCAGCAGCAGUAGUAGUACCAGCGAAAGCAGUAGUAGCGGCAACAAAAUCGGCAGCAGCAGCAUGAGUAGUCCCCGCAUUCCCGUCGCCGCCAACGGCACCGCCGAGACUAAUGGCACCGCCGGGACCAUCAAUGGCGGCCGCGGCGCCAAGCGGCGCGCAUACGUCUUUUACGCGGCAGCGAUCAACUACAUGUGCUCCGCCCUGGUCAACAUCAAGCGCCUCAAGGACCUGCAGGCGGACCCCUCGAUAGAGAUCGUCAUCAUCCUGCCAGACAACUUCACGCCCGAGCUGCGCCACGAGGCGGCCGCGAGGCGGCUGGGGGUGCGGCUGUUCAGGGCGCCGUCGCUGAUAGGGCCGACGCUGGGCGGGUACUACCAGGACUGCAUGGCCAAGCUCUACGUCUUCAACAUGACCGAAUACGAGCGGGCUGUAGAUGUGCUGUAG